CCAUUUAUUAUGAGCCGUCCUACCCGCAGCAGUCUUCUGUGGUGUACAAUGUCCUGGUUCUUCCAUGUCAAUCAAGGCUCAAACCAACAGCCCCCUGUCAUGAUGCCCCCAGCUGCUGGUGCCCUGUCUAGCAACACACUGGAUACAGCUAACACUGCUGGGCAGGGUUGGCUCUGCACACAGUCCAGUUCGUCUUCACCCAGCCUGGCAGACUUUCCGUCAGUACCACAGGGUUUAGUGCCUCCCAGCUUGGAGAACCUAUCUUGUACCUCUCUGAAGUCAGCGGCAGGCAGAGAGCCCCUACCACUCUCCUACGUAACUCUUCAGGAGCAGCGUUGUGUAUUGAGCUGGUUCUUGAGCUGGAGCACUGCCCAGAGGGAAAGGUUUCUGCAGGACCUGUUGGGGAAAGCUGUGCCAGGGAAAGUGUGCACCCUUCUCGAGUCGCUCAAUACGCUACAGGUUAAGGACAGCCCACCAAAUAUCUUUGAGUGCCAACUGCGCCUCUGGACCCAAUGGUUUGAGUCAUGGAGUGAGGAGGAGAGGAACAGUUUCCUGCACAUUCUAGAAGAGAGGGACCCAAUCUUUGUUGCCGACUUCUACAGAGGUGUAGCUGGGACAGCAGGCAGGGAUUGAGGGAUACAGGAGAAGAGGGUGUAGAAUGGAUAGGCAAUGCGUGGGUGGAAGCCAGGAACAAGUUAGGUUGGAGUGGUACAUAGGGAAGCAUAUGUGUGGAGACAGUGAAGAACAGGCCUGUGGUUAAGAGCAUUGGGCCAGUAACUGACAGGUUGCUGGUUCGAAUCCCUGAGCCAACUAGGUUAAAAAUGUUGAU
Salvelinus sp. IW2-2015 is the source of this 829-nucleotide messenger RNA. RefSeq names its product linkage group 32 C14orf119 homolog (gene lg32h14orf119). NCBI's taxonomy places the organism in Eukaryota, Metazoa, Chordata, Actinopteri, Salmoniformes, Salmonidae. The record is from RefSeq and is a predicted model, not a curated record.